GCCUUAUGGGAACUUGUGGCUACACCAGAGAGCUUCCCUGAGUGUGUGAUGCGGCGGCCAGCAGCCCGCCUGGUGCUUCUGUGCCUGGGCUGCGGCUUCUGUUCGCUGUUCUACGCAUUGUCACAGAGGACAGCCCACAACAUACAGACCGGACAUUCUGUGCUGACUUCAGCCUUCCGUGAGGGGGAGCAGACAGGCCUAGGGGACCGGCGGCUUCAGCACAGGUAUUCUGUCAGGUGUAAGGAUUUCUCUUGGUCUUUCUGGAAUCCAUAUUGGAUGCUGCCAGCUGGUGUGUGUGGAAAGAACUGCUUUUGGGAAGCUGCUUUUAGAUAUGAGACUCCUUUUAAGCAUGAAGCUGAAGCAAUGCACUUGGCGGUUGUUGCCUGUGGCGAUCGGUUGGAGGAGACCAUCACAAUGCUGAAAUCUGCUGUGAUUUUUAGUAGAAAUUUUCUUCAUUUCCAUGUUUUUACUGAAGACCAAUUACACAGUGACUUUAAUACUACUCUUAAUAGUUGGGGACUUACAGAGAAGUUUAAGUUUAACGUAUACCCAAUAACUUUUCCAUCAGAGAAUGCAGCAGAAUGGAGAAAACUGUUUAAGCCCUGUGCUUCACAAAGAUUAUUCCUACCAGUAAUUCUUAAAGAUGUGGAUUCCCUUUUAUAUGUGGACACAGACAUUCUAUUUUUACGGCCAGUAGAUGACUUAUGGUCAUUCCUUAAAGCUUUUAAUGCCACUCAAAUUGCUGCUAUGGCUCCAGAACAUGAAGAGCCUCGUAUAGGGUGGUACAACCGUUUUGCAAGACACCCCUACUAUGGAAAAACUGGCAUAAAUUCUGGAGUAAUGUUAAUGAAUAUGACGCGUAUAAGAAAGAAGUAUUUUAAAAAUGACAUGACAACGGCACGGCUGCGCUGGGGUGAUAUACUUAUGCCAUUGCUUAAAAAAUAUAAGCUUAAUAUAACAUGGGGUGAUCAAGAUCUGUUAAAUAUCAUGUUUUCCCACAAUUCAGAAAGCCUUUAUGUGUUCCCUUGUCAAUGGAAUUACCGUCCUGAUCACUGCAUUUAUGGAAGCAAUUGUCAGAGUGCUGAGGAAGGAAUUUCAGUGCUUCAUGGAAACAGAGGUGUAUACCACGAUGAAAAACAGCCGGCAUUUCGAGCAGUGUAUGAAGCAAUUAGAAAUUAUUCAUUUGGAGACAACCUCUUCCAUUCGUUACUGUAUCCAUUAGAACUGAAAUUGAAAAAGACGACACACACAUAUUGUGGUAGGAUUCAUGAAGUAUUCACCAGGCAGCUGACAAAAAGCAUUGAAGAUCUUUAUGCAAGGCAGCCAAUUGUCAGGUGAUACUCCUGCUAAAGUUCCAUUUUGUGAAGCGGCAGCUAAUCCAGAUUCUACACAAACUACCUUACACACUCUUCUGCUUGGAAAACAUUAUGCCAGUCCAUCAAAAAUGAAGAAUUAUAUUGAAGAUAUUCUACUGAAUUUGCAAACCUA
This is a messenger RNA of Bombina bombina (fire-bellied toad), 1488 nucleotides long. It is a transcript of the gene GXYLT1, whose product is annotated as glucoside xylosyltransferase 1. Bases 49 to 1338 code for a protein of 429 amino acids. Gene Ontology annotation, molecular function: UDP-xylosyltransferase activity. Gene Ontology annotation, biological process: protein O-linked glycosylation via N-acetylgalactosamine. The record is from RefSeq and is a predicted model, not a curated record. The transcript is spliced from 8 exons. Lineage: Eukaryota; Metazoa; Chordata; Amphibia; Anura; Bombinatoridae.